Molecule: messenger RNA, 1473 nt
Organism: Parnassius apollo (apollo)
Lineage: Eukaryota; Metazoa; Arthropoda; Insecta; Lepidoptera; Papilionidae
Source: the annotation of a GenBank genome assembly
AUGUCAAAUAAACGCAAACACAAGACACUAGAUUUGAAUAAUAAAAUGGAGAUUUUAAAGAAGUUAGAUAGUGGAGAAAACAUGUGCAAAUUGGCAAAAGAAUAUGGUGUUGGGCGUGCUACUAUACACGAUCUUAAGAAAAAAAGGCAAAAGAUAGUAGACCACGUCAAGACAAUGGAAUCGGGGCCAGGAAAGCGUAAAACACUAAAAGUUGGCGAUUGUCCAAAGAUGGAAAACGCUCUUUACAUCGAUGGAUGGCUGGAUAAAUUUAAAAAGCGAUUUGGUAUCCGUCUCUUAACAGUAUCGGGUGAGAAAUUAUCAAGCGACGAAUCUGCAGUACAGCCAUUUAUCCAGCAUUUCAAAAACAAAGUAGAAGAACUGGGUCUUCUUCCUGAUCAAAUCUAUAACGCAGAUGAGAGUGGUCUGUUCUGGAGACUGUUGCCCAAUAAAACAUUCGUGUCUUCUACAGAAGCAAGUGCACCAGGUCGUAAAGUGAGUAAAGACAGAAUCACAUUCAUGCCGUGUUCAAAUGCUACUGGAACGCACAAAUUGGAUUUAUUAGUGAUUGGCAAAGCAAAAAAUCCCAGAGCUUUCAAGAACAUUUGUCUGCCAGUCUGUUACAAGAACCAAAGUAGAAGUUGGGUCACGAGAGAGGUAUUUAGCGAAUGGUUUCAUAAAGACUUUGUCCCAGAAGUAAGAAAAUUUAUGAAAAGAUCUAACUUGCCCAUAAAAGCUUUACUCGUACUUGACAAUGCUCCAGGCCACCCAAACGAACAAGAACUUAAAUCAAGUGAUGGGAAUAUCCAAACCACCUUCUUACCACCAAACUGCACACCUUUACUGCAGCCGAUGGAUCAAAACGUUAUCCAAAAAAUAAAGUCUUUGUAUAAAAAUAAAUUGCUGAUCCAUAUUAUAUCUCAGGAUGGUGAUAUAACGCAGAGCCUUAAAGGAAUGAAUUUGAAGGAUGUUGUAUUCUCUCUCGCUCAUGCUUGGAAGUCUGUUUCAUCUAACUUAAUCCAAUCUUCAUGGAAAAAGUUAUGGCCCACAAUGAAUGAUGUAUCAGAAACAGAAGAAACAGAUGAAUGGGAUCCUGAAGAUAAUAUGCCUAUUGUCGAUUGGUUAAAAAAUCUAUCAGAAAAAGGAUUGGAGACAAGUGAGGAAAAUAUAAAUUCUUGGUUUGAAGGAAUCGAAGAAACAGAGCAAAUUAUGACAGAUGAAGAAAUAAUAUCUGAAGCAGUACAAGAAGAAAGCUUUGUAGAAAUAUUAGAGCCACCAACUACUACAACUGCUAUAAGAGUUAAACCAGAUAAUGCAUUGAUGUGUUUCAAUACGUGCAUAACAUGGGCAGAAGAAAACGGCAUGUCUGCCAAAGAUAUUAUAAUUCUUCGCAACAUGCGAGAAAAGGUUUUUAAGCAAGGACUACAAGUUGCACAAAAGCAGACCUCAAUUAAGGAUUAUUUUAAAACUACAUAG